Messenger RNA from Aureobasidium melanogenum CBS 110374, 684 nucleotides. RefSeq lists its product as uncharacterized. The record is from RefSeq and is a predicted model, not a curated record. The coding region runs from base 1 to 684 and encodes 227 amino acids. Lineage: Eukaryota; Fungi; Ascomycota; Dothideomycetes; Dothideales; Saccotheciaceae. The transcript has 2 exons.
AUGCUCUCCAAUAAACCACGGCCAUCGAGACCAAUUGUGCUUGAGCCUUGCAAAGCUCACCAUGUUCUCCAGACUUGCAUGCGCCACCCUUCACCCAACAAGCAUCUGAUUAUAUGUUCAACUCGAGAUGCAUUUCUUCAGUCCCUCUUGUAUGAGAUUACUCGAGAAAGUCGAAUCGACCACAACACUGCACUGGACUUGCUUACUCCAACCUUGAGCAAUCUACACAAUUCACGCAACACGAAAAUCACUUUUUGUUCAGAUCUCACCAACCUAAGAGCCUACCUUGCGACAUUGAAAUAUCCUCCUCAACUGGCACAAGUCGAUUCAGAGCCUGAAGGCAUACUCGACCAACCUUGUCCACUUCUAAUGAUUUUAAAUCCGAUCCAAAUUCAUGAACAUACUCUGUCAUACUCAGCUCAGGGCUUCAAUCGCACAUUCGCUGCCAUCAUAGACGCUGCACAUUACCUUGACCACCAACUCGUCAUGGAAGACGAAGACAUGCUCGAUAGACGGACGCUCACAAACCCCUGGGAUCAAGACGUCUCAAUGCUGAACAUAACCACAAAGACCUUUGGCACCGGGGGUCGAGGUUGGGUCGGUAGAACUGUGAAAAUCAGGCAGGUGGCUAAGCGCUGGUGCAGAUUCCGAGAGCUGGACGAUUACAAUGCAGAGUUGCUGUAA